Molecule: messenger RNA, 1132 nt
Organism: Capsella rubella
Lineage: Eukaryota; Viridiplantae; Streptophyta; Magnoliopsida; Brassicales; Brassicaceae
Exons: 3
Coding region: 65-943 (292 amino acids)
Source: RefSeq, a predicted model, not a curated record
ACCAAAACCAAAAUAUUUAUUUGUUCUCUCUCUAUAUUCUUUAGAAAAACAAAAAAAAAAAAGAAUGGAUCGGCAAAAUUCUGAUGAUAUCAUAAGGUUUCUAGAUGGAAUGGCUAGCUCUGACGAUGUUCUUUUUGGUUUUCUCGACGAAGGAAACCAAUCACCGGAGGAUUUCUCUUAUUCCGGUAACCUCAACGACGACGACGAAGAAGACAACAAUUGUAAUUCUGAAGAAAACAAAUCCUUUUGGCAAGAACAAGAACAACUCCUUCAGGGGACACUGUAUAGGACAAGUACCAUUGAGACAAAGAUUAGACAAGCGACAAAAGAAGCUUUGAAACAAGUUAAAUCUAAAGGUCUUUAUUGUGUCUGCCGACGACCAGUUGACGGCGGUUGCCGGAGCUGCUUACGUGGCGAGAUUUCUAGACAACUCAGAGAUGUCGCCGGCUACGAUUGUGUUAUCACCAAAUCUAAAUGGAGAAGCUCUCAAGACAUCCCUGCAGGGGAACACGAGUUUAUAGAGAUCGUAGACCGAUCGGGUUCGAAGAAAGGGGAGAUGAGAGUGGUGAUAGAGUUAUCAUUUAAGGCAGAGUUCGAGAUUGCAAAAGGCAGUGAAGAGUACAAAAGACUAGUUAGCCGAUUGCCUGAGGUUUACGUCGGAAAAACCGAGAGGCUUCGAUCUCUGAUCAAGAUAUUGUGCAUUGCGGCAAAAAGAUGCUUGAGAGACAAGAAAAUGCAUAUGGCUCCUUGGAGAAAACACAAGUACAUGCAAGCCAAGUGGCUUAGCACUUGCGACCGAUCAAGCUCCUUGGAAGCCGCGGUUUCCGAGGCCAUGGAGCCGGAGAAUUGGGUACCGGUGGCUAAGACUAGGGUUUCUAUGUUGAACUAUGAUGGUCUCUUAGGUAGUUUCUCUGCUGGUCCGGCCGCUCUUACUGUUGUGUGAUAUUUUGUAUUUUUUUUGUUGAUGGCUUGUAAUUAUUAAUUGGAGGUAGGGUGAGUAUAUUGUUAAUUAUGAGUUUCUGAUUGAAGUUCUCCGGAACAUGGUCUCAUCAGCGACUCUGUUCUGAUGAUACUUGACAUUGUGUAGCAAAUAGUGAAAAGGUUGGUUUGGGUCAUUGGUGCAAGAAAGAAA